UGUUAAAGUUUCAAACUUUACAUAUAGGUUUGUUUAUUGAUAGCUUAUCAUUUAGUAAAGUUUGAACAUUUAUUUGAAUUAUGGUGGAUCUUGAUUAAUUUAAUCUGGGUUUUUGAUAAAUUUUGUGGGUCAUAAUAAAGUUUUGAUCUUGAUGUGAAUUGAGAAUCGAAAUGGUGAAAUUUGUGUAUAGGCGUGUUUGUUAGUAAAUUUUUAGGGUUAGUGGGAAGAUGACAGAUGUUGAAUCACAAUUGAGACAUAAGCCUGAGAGUACUACUACUGAUGUUUGUUCCGAAUUCGAGAGAGAUGGGUCGGAUUUCGAGAGGGGGUUGGAAGAAUUGAUGAGAGGGCAUUUGGAUGAUUGUUUGUCAUUUGCAUCUUGUAGUAAUGAAGAUGAUGAAGGUGAUGUUGAGAGUGAGGGUGGUGAUCAGCUUGUGAGAAGGAGAAGAAGGUCGGAUCUUGAAGGCGAUGAUCUGGCAGAAACGUCUGCUGCUAGAAGACGGCAGUCGAGAAUUUUGAGCAGGUGGGCUGCAAGGCAGGCGCAGGAGAUGAUCACGACGAUAGAGAGGAGGAAUAGGGAAUCUGAGUUGAUGGCGCUUGCGGGUUUGCAUACGGUUUCUAUGUUGGAUUCUUCGUUUUUAAGAGAGUCUCAGAGUCCGUCGCAGUCGCCUACCUCAAGGAGGCAAGGGAAUGUUGAGAGAGGGAGUACACGGGCGUCUUCUAUAUUGCAGAUGUGGAGGGAAUUGGAAGAUGAACAUGUUUUGAGUCGGGCUCGUGAAAGGGUUAGAGAGAGACUUAGGCAACAGAGGAGUGUGGAGUCUAAUAUGUCGGAAAGCAGAGCAAGUGAACAUGAGAGUGAAAAUGAUUAUGGGGUUUGGUCAAAUGAUCAAAUGGAAGUGCAAAACGAGCAACAAGAAAAUGAUGAUUCUACUCGUGAACAGUCUCCUGAUUUAGGUGAUGUUGAUGCUGAAAAUGAGAGGGAGAGAGUGAGGCAUAUUGUUCAGGGAUGGAGGGAGAGUGGUGUCACUGAUCAAUCAUCUAGUGUUCCCGAGAGAAGUGGUAGUCCACGAGCUGAAUGGCUCGGUGAAACUGAGCGGGAAAGGGUGAGGAUUGUGAGGGAGUGGGUUCAAAUGACUAGUCAGCAGAGAGGGUCUCGUGGUAGUCAUAGGGAAGAGCAGGGGGCAGUGGUCCACGAUCAGAGUCGUGAUAGGACCAGUGUGGACCAUGAUGAAGGUCAACCAGAGCAUAUUCGAAGGGAUAUGUUACGGUUGCGCGGUAGACAAGCUCUACUUGACCUACUUGUUAGGGCUGAGAGGGAACGUCAGAGGGAACUCCAGGGCUUGACAGAAUAUCGUGCUGUUUCUGAUUUUGCUCAUCGUAAUCGAAUUCAGUCGUUACUCAGAGGCAGAUUCUUAAGAAAUGAAAGGCCUGUGGAGGAGGAGAGGCUUCCAUCAGUGGCAGCAAGUGAGUUGGUCCAGUUGAGACAACGUCACACCGUGUCUGGUCUGAGGAAUGGGUUUCGGUCCAGACUAGAAACCAUUGUUCGCGGUCAAGUAAGCAGCCAAUCUGAAAGUUCAUCUAACAAUAACAACACUGAUUUUAGAAGUGAUGAAACUCAUGCAAACACUUCACAGGAGAUUGAACAUGAAAGUCAAGAGCAAAUGCAAUUGUUGGUUCAGGAAACCAACGUUCAGCAGGUUCCAAGUUUGGAAAAUGGUGCAGCUGUUCAAAGUACAAAUCAGCAAACCACCAUGGAUGAAGGAGAAGAGUGGCAGGACCAUAAUGUUACUAAUGACCUCAAUGAAUGGAGAGAUGGAAUUUCAGAAGGUGUUGACAUUGGCCGUAAUUGGCAGGAAAGUUCAGGUAAUGAUUGGGUACCAGAAACCUCAGGUAGUGAAAUAGGUACCCGUAUGCAAGAAACUAAUGACAUGUGGCAUCAACCGAGCUCACGAGAACCAGUUGAAAGAUGGUCUCAGGGGACUUCUGAUCCUCCAAGAAUACGGCGUACGGUUCCUGUUAGAAGAGCCAACAGAUUUCACGCACCGGAGGAUGAUAAUGUGUACAGUAUGGAAUUACGAGAACUUUUAAGCAGGAGAAGUGUUUCUAAUCUGCUUCGAAGUGGUUUCCGCGAGAGUUUGGACCAUUUGAUUCAAUCAUAUGUUGAAAGGCAAAGUCGUGCACCCAUUGAUUGGGAUCGUCACAGAAACUUGCCCACACCGUCGCCAGAGGUUGGCCAAGAGCAGCAUGAACCAAUUGAUAGACCUUCACUGGUUGCACCAUCUCCUCCAGCACCCCCACCACAACCGAUUUGGCACCACCAUGAUAUGCCUCAUUCUAGUUGGUCGCGUCACAGCAUUCAUCGCUCUGAACUUGAGUGGGAAAUGAUCAAUGACUUGAGGGCGGAUAUGGCGAGGUUGCAGCAAGGUAUGAGUCACAUGCAGCGGAUGCUUGAGGCCUGUAUGGACAUGCAGCUUGAGUUGCAACGUUCUGUCAGACAAGAAGUUUCUGCUGCUUUGAAUCGCGCAGGGGGUGAAAAAGGUCUUGAUGCAACAUCAUCUGAAGAUGGAUCUAAGUGGGUUCAUGUCAAAAAGGGAACCUGUUGUAUUUGUUGUGACAGCCAAAUUGAUUCGCUACUGUACAGAUGUGGCCAUAUGUGUACGUGUUCAAAAUGUGCAAAUGAGUUGGUUCGUGGAGGAGGGAAAUGUCCCUUGUGCCGGGCACCUAUUGUUGAGGUUAUCCGAGCUUACUCCAUAUUGUAAAAACAUUACAAACUGACCGAGGAAGAAGAAUUCGAUCAUAUACUGCUCAAAUGAAGUAGGUGUCUCAAGUUUUUCAUGUCCUCACAUAUGUAAAGCUUUCAGUUCUUUUUCUGAUCAAAUAUAAAAUGAACGUUGUGCGUUGUAUAAACAGAUCAUCACGUAAAUAAAAUUCUACAGGAAUUCUUUCCUUGUAUCACCA
Molecule: messenger RNA, 2955 nt
Organism: Erigeron canadensis
Lineage: Eukaryota; Viridiplantae; Streptophyta; Magnoliopsida; Asterales; Asteraceae
Exons: 7
Coding region: 228-2756 (842 amino acids)
Source: RefSeq, a predicted model, not a curated record